GCGCGAUCGAGGCUAUAACUCCGCGCACCGGCCCGCAGCGGUGCAGCGCAGCCUCGUAUCGCAUUGGUACUGCGCGCCCGCUGGGAGCCUCGGACCUGCUGUGCUGUUCAGCUCGCACCGUCCCGCCAAGGCUGCGCUGCCCGAGCGAGCGAGCGAGAGACAGUGCAAAGAGGGAGGCGCAGCGCACGGGCUGUUAGGAAGCGAGAGUUAAAGUCAGCCAAGCAAACAAACAGAAAAAGAGCAGUAGCUGGAGCAGCAAGCAGCAGCAGCUCCCCUCUUGCCCACUUGCAGAAGCGAGGAGGCACGUCGCGGGCAGCAUGACGGCGUGGCUGAGCUUCCUCGUGUUCCUCUGCAGCUGGAACCUGCGGGACUUGGUGGUGGAGGCUUGCACUUGUGUCCCCAUCCACCCGCAGGACGCUUUCUGCAACUCCGACAUCGUGAUCCGAGCUAAAGUUGUGGGGAAGAAGCUCAUGAAAGAUGGACCAUUUGGGACAAUGCGAUACACUGUCAAGCAGAUGAAGAUGUACAGGGGCUUCCAGAUAAUGCCACAUGUUCAGUACAUCUAUACAGAAGCAUCUGAGAGUCUUUGUGGAGUCAAACUGGAGGUCAACAAAUACCAGUAUCUGAUUACAGGCCGUGUGUAUGAAGGGAAGGUUUACACUGGCCUGUGCAAUUGGUAUGAGAAAUGGGAUCGUCUGACUCUGUCCCAGCGUAAAGGACUGAAUCAUCGUUACCAUCUGGGCUGUGGAUGCAAGAUUAGGCCCUGCUACUACUUGCCCUGCUUUGUCACCUCCAAGAAUGAGUGUAUUUGGACAGACAUGCUCUCCAACUUCGGCCACUCAGGAUACCAAGCGAAGCACUAUGCCUGCAUCCAGCGGGUGGAAGGUUACUGCAGCUGGUAUAGAGGAUGGGCACCUCCAGAUAAAACGAUCAUCAAUGCCACAGAUCCCUGAGCACACUAUCCCUUCUGAAUCUCCCCUCUCCCUUACUUGUGGCUGAGCUUUCUUUGGACACUAACUCUUACCAGAUCAUGAUGAUGACAAUGAAAUUAGUGCCUGUUUUCUUGCAAAUUUUAGCACUUCAAACACUUAAAAAAAAAAAAAAAAAAAAAAAAAAAAAAAAAAAGGAAAAAAGAAAAGAAAAAAGUCUGUACUAUCUUACUGAAUUUGUUGUAAUCACCUUUUCUGUUUUUUGAUACCACUCAUUUUGAUCAGAUGACAUUUGGGAGCUUACUUUUGCACACCAGAGGAAAAAAAAAUGAUGGAGUUCUUGCUCUCUUACAUGUAUUAUUAGCUGUAGUGAUACAAUCUCUAUUUUUUUAGGAAAACAAAAAUUUAAAAACUAUGCCAAUUAGGCACUGUAGUCUUCUAUGCGCUCCUGCACUAAGUGCUGAAAAUAUGUAGACAAAUCUAUUUGAAGGAAAACAGGUUUCAUUAAUCAGAUUGGCAAAUGAAACAAACUGAAGAGAAAACUAACCUAAACUCUGGAGAAAAUGACGUCCAAAAGAAAUCCUCCUCUGUGGGAGAGAUUGGCAACUUGAUUGACUCCAGCAGUGGGAGGAUUCACCUGGUGUGUCUGACCACAUUAUCUGGUAAAAGCAUUGUUGACUGACUGUCCUAGCUAAUUCAGUCACAGUGUGAAUGUGACAGCAUGUUUGAAGUUCUGGCUUUCCCCAGGACAAAGGAGAGAGUAUUUUGUAUUUUUCUUGUUGCUUAAAAAAGAAAAACAAAACCCCCUUCCCCUCUCUUCAGGGAGGUAAAUCCACCUACAACAGAGCAGAUGAAAUGCUGUGCCAUGCUGUUUCGAGCAGAGUUGGCCCCUGAAAAUUCUUGCAGCUUAGCUUCAACAGCAGAACUAACUUGUGAAUGCUUAAACAAAACAGAUGCAAAAAUAUCAACUGUAAAUCAAUCACAUGGGAGAGGGAAAGGGGAGAAUUGCUAGAGCUCUUCCUGUAAAAGAAAAUCUAUUGCCAAAAUAGUGUUUUGCUGAACUAAGAUGUAUAUACAUAUAAUGACAUAAGCUAUUUUUGACAGGACAUGGAAUUUUCUUUGGUGUUAUAAACAAAAGAAUGGUUUGAUUGUGUUUUGAAGACAGAAAUAUUGACAUUCCGAGUCAGUGAAUUGUUCUAAAGAUACUGAAGCUCCAGUGUAUCUGCAGUAGUGGCUACAGUCAUGUUUGUUUCCUCUAUACCUCCUAGCACCACAGUUCCUCCCCUGCAGCUACACUAGCUGCACUUGUUUAUAUAGUGAAAGGAAGUGUGUGGAGGAGCUAGGCAAGGAAAAGCAGUCUCCUAAUAAGUGCUGGCUGGGAUCAUAAAAUUCCAGCUGCCCAGAGGAUUCCUUCUUAUCAAGUGCUGUGUUUGCUAACAGUAGGCACUGUUAAGCAUAGCUCUGUGCAUGUGCUCGUACCAUGUCCUGCAGUGAUGUGGGAGGAGGGGCCUUACUGUCCUGUGCUUUGCUGUUGACUGGAGAAGUUUUUUUGUUCUAUUUUGUUUUUUAUUAAGAAAACUAUAAUAUAAUUUUUUCUUAUCAAAUAAAAAUAUUUUAAGUUUUAAUGAUGGUGAAGAAGGGGUGCUGACAAAAUGGGUGACUGAGUUUUGGAUAGGGAGGGUCUGGGCAGGGAGAAGAUUAUGCUUAACUUUGUUUUUGUAUUAUUAUGAUUAUUUAUCUUAAGUUUUCAUGUAUCUUCAGUUCAUUCCACUUAGAAAGCAGAGCUGCCACCAGCAGGUAAAAAUGUUGCAGUGAUGUCAGCCUGGGGCAGUACAGCAUUUUGCAGUCAGUGACCUUUUAAAUCACUGGAGAGUUGCUUGGGGCGUCUUUGCCAAAUGGAGAGGAAAGGGCUUUGUUUGAGGUGGGCACUGGUACAUGGCCAUUUUUUUGUGCUACUUGUAUGCUGCGUACAUUUGCAGACAUACAUCUAUUGAAAUAUGCCAUUUAUGCCAUUUACUGGGAGAAUUCUUACAGCAGAAUGUGCAUAGCUUCAUCUUUAAGAUCAACUUGAAGAGGCACUUUCAAAGAACGAAUAUAGGAGGGGUCAAAGUCGUCUGUGUAUUUUUCAGCUGCUCUGAAUGGUAGUGCAGCACAAAACGCAUGGAAAAUGAAUUGGACUUCCCUGUGAUUCAGGCUUGGAAUGCAAAAGUUCUGUUCCCUGUGACUACUCCUAAAUUAUGGGUUGGAUGUCAGAGGUACUGUAGGGUGCUCCAUAGCACCCAUAAUGGAGUCAGGUAGUGGGUCAGAAUCUUGUCUCUUUUGAUAGAGUAUUGGAUUGAGGUUUUAUUAGAGUGAGCCAAUUUCUCCUUUUGCUGUGCAAUGCCAACAAAAUCACCAUGGGCAACUGAAGGCAGAAGGGAACCAACCUCACGAGCCCUGACAGUUCCACCCUAACUGCUCGCAUCAUGUGGAAUUGUUGUUGUUGGGAGACAGCCCUCAACAAACUCGAGGUGAUUUUGCAAAGCUGCCGUUCUUCAAACCGCAGCCACUGUUCAUGCCUUUGGAAGGCUAAAUGAAAAAGCCUCUCACUGAAGCAAAGUGUUGAUUUCAUUUUUUCAUUAAAUUGCAGCUCUGCGUAUUUUACCUGCUCACUGACUCUUAUAGCUAGCUGAGACAUCACAGUAUUGCACUCAAAUUAUUGUGAAAAUAUUUGCAUUCUAAUGCUAUGAGGACUUGUGUCCCUAUGUAGGAUAUGAUGUAGUUGUGUGCUUUGUAAACAAAAAAAAGCAACCCCAUUACCAUAAAAUUUUUCUUGAAGCAAAUUCCCAUUUUAUAUUGUAGAGGGUAAAAUAUUUCUGAGAUGCUAACAGCUAGACCACUGGCAAGAGUAAGGGUUUGAUAGCAAAUCUUAUCCCUUGCUGUGUAAAGAAACAGUUGUUAAGGCUUUUAGAAAUGUGGAUCCAAAAGGAGGGGGAAGAAUCCAGUAAAAAUACAUUUCUUUCGGGAGGCUUCUUUACUUCAUUUCUGUGCAUGCUAUCAGGGACACGUAUUUCUAAGGGUAAGCUUUAGCUUGUGCUUGCGUUAAGAACCUUGCACGAAGGCCUCCUUUAAGCAGGAUGCCAUUAAAUGGAUUGACAGGCUCUAAAUCAGGCUUAAGACUUCUGUCUUUGUCUGCUCUCUUCUUCUACCAGUCACUUCCGCCUGCCAAUGAACAAAACUUGCCCCCCUCGUUAGAAGAGGCCAUGCAGUAUGUGGGCAUACCAGACAUGGGGAAUGUGAAGAGGGCAGGUAUGAAGUCUUCUCAGACUGCUAGGCUCUGGAGUAUACAAGGGGCUUGCAGCAGCGCAGGUAUCUUCUUGUCAAGUUUAACAUGCUCUUCACUCCAUAAGCUAAGAUUAAAGAGGAGCUGUCAGUGGCACAUGUGUGCCAUGUACAGGAUGAAGGCUUUUUUUCUUAUGCUUUAGAUGUAUCAGCUUUAUUAAAAGUACUUUUUAAAACGGCUAGGUCGUAUUUCUAGACUGUUGCUUUGUUAUUUAUAGAUAUUUUCCUUAUUUGCUUGAGAGUGUUUUCCCAUUUGGAAUUACAAAAAUAUGAAAAAUACUUGGAAGGUUUGGGAGAACAUGGUUGUUCUGAUUUUUCCUUUUCCUAAAAGGGAAAGGGCAAAGAGCAGAAAGAGAUCUGUGCAUGGAGUACCUUAAAAUCCUCUUGAAGUCACUGGGACACAGUGAUUCUUUUCUGUAGGAGGGUAAUGGGACAAAACUGCAAUCUUAGGCCUAAAGUUCCCUUAUUUUGAAGAGCUGCAUGAUCUUUUAGAUAAGAAUAUUCUAAAACCUGAACAUAGCACCCUUUUCUGUUCUUACUGGUUGGAGCAAAAUGAUACCUCAGGGUGGUGGUGAACACAUCAUUAUGUUUUUAUAGUAAGAAGUUUUGAAGUGAAGGCCUCCAUAGGAACAAGUUCCCAUUUUUUUCAGAGGACUUUCUGACUAUAUCGCAUUUAUAAUGUUAUUUGUAGCUUAGAAGGGCAGGACAAAAUUUUGGGAACUGCACAAACAUUUUUUUUUAAAUGCGUUUUCAAAGCAAAUCUCUUUUGAGGUUACCAGUCUUGCCAAAAACAAACAAACAAACAAACAAAAAAACUACUAAGCAUUCGCUGCUGCUUUGCCUGUACUGGUUUCUGAUUCUCUCUGACACUGUCCUUCCUUCAUAGAGCCACUCUGCUGUUCCUGAUAGUCGCAGAAAUUUGGGAAGGGAACCAAACCCCUGUGAAAAAUCUUGUGCAGAAGGAAUGUAUUUGCUAAAUUUUGUAGCACUGUUUACAGUUUUCCUCCAUGUUAUUUAUAAAUUUUAUAUUCAGUGAAUGUAUAUUGUCUUUUAAGGUAAUGUUGCAUAAUGUUCACUUUUUAUAGUGUCCUUUUAUUCUAAACAGUAAAGUGGUUUUAUUUCUAUCACAAA
Messenger RNA from Rhea pennata, 5381 nucleotides. RefSeq names its product TIMP metallopeptidase inhibitor 3 (gene TIMP3). Bases 318 to 953 code for a protein of 211 amino acids. Gene Ontology annotation, biological process: negative regulation of endopeptidase activity; response to cytokine; response to hormone. Gene Ontology annotation, cellular component: extracellular matrix. The record is from RefSeq and is a predicted model, not a curated record. Gene Ontology annotation, molecular function: metalloendopeptidase inhibitor activity; protease binding. Lineage: Eukaryota; Metazoa; Chordata; Aves; Rheiformes; Rheidae. The transcript is spliced from 5 exons.